AUGGGAAACUACAUGACUUGCCAUUCUUUUCAAUCGUCUACUCCCAAAACGGCGAAGCUUUUUGAUGCUCAUGGGAACCUCCGGCGAGUUAAGGUCCCGGUGACGGCGGCCGAGCUCAUGCUGGAAGAACCCGGGUACGUAGUGUCUAGGGUGGAUGACCUCCGGCGCACUCGCCGGAUUCCGGCCAUGCGGGCCGACGACGUGUUGUUAGAGGGAAAAGCUUACUUGAUGAUGCCGGUGAGUAGGGUGCACUGUGUGGUCUCGGAAGUGGAGAUGGCACUAAUAGCCGCUGCAUCGAAGAAGAGGUCGAAAAAGCGAGGUGGGUCUAGGGUUUUGCCUGCUGGAAACGAAGGAACGACUGAGAAUUUGGAGGUUCAGAGUAGGGUUUUGGGUAGUGAUGGUGGUGGUGAUGGUGAUGUGGGUUUCUUUGGUCGUCAUCGGUUGGGGAAUUUCAGACAGUGGAGUCCAGUUUUGGAGACCAUUUCUGAAGGAAGUUAA
Molecule: messenger RNA, 498 nt
Organism: Vitis riparia (riverbank grape)
Lineage: Eukaryota; Viridiplantae; Streptophyta; Magnoliopsida; Vitales; Vitaceae
Exons: 1
Coding region: 1-498 (165 amino acids)
Source: RefSeq, a predicted model, not a curated record